Zootoca vivipara (common lizard) is the source of this 3560-nucleotide messenger RNA. The record is from RefSeq and is a predicted model, not a curated record. NCBI's taxonomy places the organism in Eukaryota, Metazoa, Chordata, Lepidosauria, Squamata, Lacertidae.
ACUCAGCUGGGGACAGGAGCCUUUCUGCCCUCCAGCUGAGCAGCAGGUUAGGGUUGGGGUUAGGGUUAGGACUUGGACCAGCUGUAUUGGCCGCAGCGCAAGAGGCACUAUGGUGAACACCUCAACUGCCUGCAGCAGUUUCACCCGGCUGGGGCCAAUGCAGCUUUUUUCAACAUCUCAGUUUAUUGCCAAGCCACAAUGUUUGGCUGAUGAAACGCCGCCAUGUUGAAAGCCCAACAUUGCCCAGCCCUAAAGUAUACGGUAGCACAAGCCAUGUAAGUGAUAACAAGCCACAAGUAUUUUUAAUAGUUUUCACGUUAAAGGCCCUUAUGGCACAUAUCCGUGGGAUGGCUGAGCUUGCAUAUUGCCGGGUAUGUCAAAAGUCGUCUCGUUAUUGAUAACAUAGCCUGCGUUUCUGUUUCACCUUCAUAGCAGUCACUGCCGAAAAACCUGUCUUGCAAAGAUACGCACUGCCCAAAUGAUCACAACACAGAUACGGCUUCGUUGGCAAGCUCAGGAUGCUCAGUGGUAACAGGAAACCAAAAUUUGGAUAACCUUGCUUUCGAAAAAUGUACCUGUGAGGGCCCUAGCACACAGCAGUUCAAUGAGUUGCGCUUUUUGUGCAAAGACAACUUUGCGACGUCAGCUGCAAAUGGGUUUUGUGCUCGUUCAAGCUUCUCUAUUAAUGCAAAGACUUCAAAUCACCCUGGGCUUAACUGCUGGUCACAGAUUGCCACAAGGUGCUCACAUAGAGGGUUAUUUUGAGUGACUAUUACGUACAGCUCUCACCUCUGAUGUGCGAGUGUGUGUGCAAAAAGGAAAGCUUAAAAAUGGGUGUGCCAUUGUACGAUGAGCUAAAGUACAUGUGAUAAACUUUCGCCUGCCGCCUACUGAGUCAGAGAACUAGGAGUAGCACUGCACAGACAAGACAGGUAGGAAUACAACUCUUCUUGCUCCAGUCCAAGAAUACUACACCUGCCUAUUGCAUAUGCUAUGAAUGAGACAUGUGCCACAAGCUUACCAUUAAGGCUGGGUGAUAGCUAGUUUUCAACAUCAAUAUAUACCACCAGCUAAGCAUCGUGAUAUACUGAUAUAUCACAAUACCUGAAAUAAGAAUGGAGCUAUGUAGAGGCAUUGGCUAGCUUCAUGGUUUGGGCAUAACACACUCACCCACACACCAUGUUUGCAAUAUAUUUCAAGGUCAAAAAUUAUGAAACUGAUACCACGAUACGGAAUUCAAACCGGUUUUGGAUAAAGUAUCGAUAUAUCACCCAGCCCUACAUACCACCCAGGCCGCUGGUGAAAUUUUUGGCUUUAGAGAAGUUGUUCUGAUGUGCCUUCUAUAUAUAUUUCCAAAACCAGCAACUUUGAACUCUUGACAACUUUCAGAAAGCUUGCUGGGUUAGUCUGAUAUUGCAGAUGCAUCAAAUAGUCUUUCUUGCAUCCUAAUGACUAACGUUUAUUGCAGAAUUAUCUUUUUAAAACCAGAUGGAUGGUGUGCUUUUGCUUAUGCUGUGGGGGGUUGUUGGUAGGAAAUGGUUUAUGAAACAAUACUGAACCAACUGAGCAGAUGAGAGUGCUUUCUUUGUAUUCUUGUGUUUCUGACAUGAGGAAGGUGGGUUCUCUUUUAGGAGGAGGAAGGAGAAGAAGUAACUGAAAUGUGGCCCUUAAGUGUGUUUGACCAAGCUUCAUGUUCCUGCUAAUUGCCUCUGGACAGAAGGUUCAACCUCAGGCUUCCCUAUAUAUUUAUAUUUCCACCUUUUUGAACGAAUCAGUAGGCACAAAAAGCCAGGCUGGCAACAGAGACAAUCGUUACGUUGUGUAUCACCGCUUUUGCGUAUUUUAAUAACAACAUUUGUGCAGAUCUAUACUGCCAAACACUAGCCAAUCGUUAAAUCUUUUAAACGCAUACUUCGCACUUUGCUAAUUAUUACCCCUGAACUUCUCUACCCCUCUUUUAACGUUUUGCAGGUCUAAUCUGGCUGGUGGAAUUUAAAGAACAUUCUCGCGAUGGAGGGGGAACAGCAGCAGGAGAUGGCUACAGAACCAGCGCCUUCACCUGAGGCACAAGGAGAUGGGCCGAAAGAAGCUGCGGACAUUGCGUCAAAUAUUUCUGAUGCUGAUGCUUUAAAAAUACUUUUGGAGAUGAAGAUGAAGAGGAGAAAGCAGAAGCCCAGCCUCCCAAGCACCGUGACGGAACUUUCCACCGAGGAGGGCUCCAAAGUAUAUGUUGUUGGCACUGCCCACUUCAGUGACAGCAGCAAAAGAGAUGUAGUGAAGACAAUACAAGAAGUACAGCCUGAUGUGGUUGUGGUUGAGCUGUGCCAAUACAGAGUUUCUAUGUUAAAAAUGGAUGAAAAGACAUUGCUAAAGGAAGCCAAAGAAAUCAAUCUGGAGAAACUUCAGCAAGCUAUAAAGCAGAAUGGAGUCAUGUCUGGGUUGAUGCAAAUGCUGCUGCUGAAAGUCUCUGCACAUAUCACAGAACAGCUGGGAAUGGCUCCCGGAGGGGAGUUCAGGGAGGCUUUCAAGGAGGCUAGUAAAGUACCUUUCUGCAAAUUUCAUCUUGGGGACAGGCCAAUCCCGGUGACUUUCAAGAGGGCCAUCGCUGCACUUUCUUUUUGGCAAAAGGUCAAGCUAGCUUGGGGCCUCUGCUUCCUUUCUGACCCAAUCAGUAAAGAUGAUGUGGAGAAGUGUAAACAGAAGGAUCUGCUGGAGCAAAUGAUGGCUGAGAUGAUUGGCGAGUUUCCUGAUCUUCAUCGAACAAUCGUCUCAGAAAGGGAUAUUUACUUGACUUACAUGUUGAAGCAAGCUGCAAAGCGAACAGAACUACCUCGUGCAUCCGAAGCUGAACCUAGAAGAUGUGUCCCUUCCAUCGUAGUUGGGGUGGUUGGAAUGGGUCAUGUGCCUGGGAUCGAAAAGAACUGGAAUACAGACUUGAACAUCCAGGAAAUAAUGAGUGUGCCGCCUCCAUCAACCUCAAGUAAAAUCCUCAAGUUUGCUAUAAAGGCCACAGUAUUUGGACUAGUGGGCUACGGCUGCUAUAGGAUGGGACAAAGGACAGUUCGGUUUAUUCUCUCCAUGCCCAUUGCACAGAACUAUCUUCAGAAACUGGCAGAUGUCAAGCUUCGGCACUGAAUUGGAAGAUUCUCCAAGUAGCUGGGGCAAGAUCUAACAUACGUAAAAAUAGGUUGGAAAGGAGUGACUUGUCAAAUUUAACCAAAUUCUGUCCAGAGGUCUCAUUUGAUGCUGAGCUGCAGCAUAACCACCUAAGCAUUCGCCCACAAACCUGGUGAAAUGGGCAGCAUAAAAUUACAUGCAGUAUAGGGUACCUAAAGUAUGUACACAUAUAUAAUAUACUAUUAUGUGUAUAUAGUGCAUUUAUAAAGAUGGUGAUAUAAUGGAUCAACAACAUAGAAUCUAAUAUCCUAGGACACAAUUCACCGGAAACUUCCCCUUUGAAACGAAUGAGCCUGUACAAAGAUGCAGCUGUUCAUUUAAUUGAAGCUGGCACAGGAGAACUUGCUGGUGCAUUGUGUCCCAUGAUCUGUUCCUCCCCCCCC